AUGCCAGGAUUUAAUAACGUAAUAAAUUAUGCUAAGUAUCUAUCUAUCUAUCUAUCUAUCUAUCUAUCUAUCUAUAUGCGUCUGUAUGUUAUUCCAAUGUCUGUAUGUCUGUCUUUUUUGCAUAUUUUAUUGAAAUAUCUAAAUCUAUCUUAUCUAUCUAUCUAUCUAUCUAUCUAUCUAUCUAUCUAUCUAUUUAGCUGUAUGUCUGUCUUUUUGCAUAUUAUCUAUGCCCCUGAAUAUCUAUCUAUCUAUCUAUCUAUCUAUCUAUCUAUCUAUUUAUUUACCAAUAUCUGUUUUUCUCUGCAAGUCUUCCUAGCUAGAUGUAUGUCUGUCUUUCUGCAUAUUAUCUAUGUAUGUAUGUCUCUGAAUAUCUAUCUAUCUAUCUAUCUAUCUGUUUUUCUCGGUAUAUCUAUCUAUCGAGGUAGCAGUAUGUCUGUCUGUCUUUCUGCAUAUUAUCUAUGUAUCUAUCUAUGUCUGUCUCAGCAUAUCUAUCUAUCUAUCUAUCUAUCUAUCUAUCUAUCUCUUUUCCUCUCGUCAUCUAUCUAUCUAUCUAUCUAUCUAUCUAUCUAUCUAUCUAUCUAUCUAUCUAUUACCAGGCUUUUAUUUAAAUUCCACUCACUCACAGGGGAAACGGGGAAACCGCAAAUACCAACGAGGACUAAUCGCUUCUUCUUCUUCUUCUUUAAAUACACACUAGUUUUUAUCUAUCUAUCUAUCUAUCUAUCUAUCUAUCUAUCUAUCUAUCUAUCUAUCUAUCUAUCUAUGUCAGUUCAAGUAACUGUAUUAGUUGAAAUAUCUAUCUAUCUAUCUAUACCAGUUCAAAUAGCUAUCUAUCUAUCUAUCUAUCUAUCUAUCUAUCUAUCUAUCUAUCUAUCUAUCUAUCUAUCUAUCUAUCUAUCUAUCUCAGUUCAAAUAUCUAUCUAUCUAUCUAUCUCAGUUCAAAUAUCUAUCUAUCUCAGUUCAAAUAUCUAUCUAUCUAUCUAUAUAUUCAUUCAUUCAUUCAUCUAUCUAUCUAUCUAUCUCAGUUCAAAUAGCUAUCUAUCUAUCUAUCUAUCUAUCUAUCUCAGUUCAAAUAUCUAUCUUCUAUCUCAGUUCAAAUAUCUAUCUAUCUAUUUAAGUCAGUUCAAAUAUCUCUAUCUAUCUAUCUAUCUAUCUAUCUAUCUAUCUAUCUAUCUAUCCAAGUACAACUGUUUGUUUAUCUAUCUAUCAAUCUAG
Molecule: messenger RNA, 1215 nt
Organism: Acanthosepion pharaonis
Lineage: Eukaryota; Metazoa; Mollusca; Cephalopoda; Sepiida; Sepiidae
Source: the annotation of a GenBank genome assembly